This is a messenger RNA of Elaeis guineensis (African oil palm), 1284 nucleotides long. RefSeq lists its product as uncharacterized. NCBI's taxonomy places the organism in Eukaryota, Viridiplantae, Streptophyta, Magnoliopsida, Arecales, Arecaceae. The record is from RefSeq and is a predicted model, not a curated record.
AAGUGCUCCGUUGCUCCAACUUAAUCAGGGCCGUCCGUAAGAAUCAAUCACGGUGACCUCACGUUGACUGCGUGCUUCAAGAACCAACAAAUAGACGGUUCUGAUCUCACGUUCUCCUUACGUCGAGAUCAAGCCGUUCCGAUACACACCUCCGUACGAUUACCGUUACUGCUUCCAAACCGCUUCCCGCCAUUUUAUCCAACGGCCAUCUCCACCUUUCCCCACUCUGCAAAUCCUUGGCACUCGGGACCCACACUUCACAACUCCCAUAUCCCCUUCUGAGAAAGUCCAGAAGCUCCCCAAAUUCUAGAGAGAGAAAGAGAAACAUGGUGGAUUGCUACGACCCAUGCCCGUGCUGCGGCAUCAAGCGGCGGAGGUUCGCCUUGAAGCGCUUGGAUUAUUCGUCCGCCGCCUCCCCAUCCCCACCGCCCGUCAAGAUCGCGCGCUCCGUCUCCGCCUCCUCCCCCUCCGCCCUGGCCACGGCCGCUGCCGACAUCCACCGCCCCACCCCCACUCCUUCACCACCAGCGCCGCCCGCUCCUGCCUCGACCCCUUCCGACCUCCCACCUCCUGCUCGGGCCGAGAACGUCGCCGGAGCGUCGGAAGUGCCUCUGCCCCCUGAUUCUCGUCCCGAUCCGACAUCUCCGAUCACCUCGAUCCCGGCUCCGGCAGAGGCCAUCGCAUCUCCUGCGACGGCCGAGGCAAAACAAGAAGUCAAUCAGAAGAAAGAUGAAGAAGGAGCAAAUAAAAAGAAAGAGGGGGAGGAGGGUAAAGAAAUGAUAAGGGUUUUGGAAGAAGUGGAAAUCAAGAUCAGCUUCAAGUGCUGCAAGUGUGGUAUCUCCAAGGCAGUGGUCAUUUCCUCCGACCAUUCUUGACUCUCACUGGAGUCAUUGGGUUGAUUGACGUGUGUGUGUGUGUGUGAGAGAGAGAGAGAGAGAGAGAGUGAGAGAUGUUUAGUUUAUUAGAGCCUUGCUUCUACAGACAUUGAUAGAGUUGAGCUGAUUGACUAUUUAAUAUGAUUAGUGUGGAUCGUCUGCUGUACACCAUACAGUAUAGUAUACAACAUGCAUCAUCUAUCGCAUAAUGGAUGGCCAUGCACGGCUACACGCAACAAGCGCGCAUCCAUAUGUGGCCAUCCAUCGCAUGAUGGAUGGUGCGGUGCAAAGAACCCGGGCUCUUAUAAGAUCCAUGUAUAAGAAAGUCCAAUUCUUUUGGAGAAAUCGUCAGUUGCCAUGGUGUAUCUUGUGAAGUCUUCUUGAUUCUUGAAUGUGGAAUUUUGGUAUA